Phycomyces blakesleeanus NRRL 1555(-) is the source of this 312-nucleotide messenger RNA. RefSeq lists its product as hypothetical. The record is from RefSeq and is a predicted model, not a curated record. NCBI's taxonomy places the organism in Eukaryota, Fungi, Mucoromycota, Mucoromycetes, Mucorales, Phycomycetaceae. The transcript has 4 exons. The coding region runs from base 1 to 312 and encodes 103 amino acids.
AUGAGACUAUAUCAGCUCUUGACAAGGACUAUCAAGGUUUACAAAUACAACUGUUUGCUUUGGGUGUUCAAAGUAGUCAUACUGGGUGCCAUGUCCAACAUUCCUGAUAUCCUCUUGAUUUUCCCACUUGUAUCUGAUGUUUUUAAUAGAACAGGCAUCUUCAAGCAAGCUACACAUCACUGGUUUUUUGAGAGAAAUAAUAUCUGCAUUGCAUUACUCAAUUCAAAUAAUAUGAAAAAUGAUGAGAAAAGUGAUCUGAAAUAUAUAAUUGUAUCACUAGACUGUAAACCUAGAAGUAUUCUUUUUUCCUAA